Messenger RNA from Dentiscutata heterogama, 503 nucleotides. The record is from the annotation of a GenBank genome assembly. NCBI's taxonomy places the organism in Eukaryota, Fungi, Glomeromycota, Glomeromycetes, Diversisporales, Gigasporaceae.
UUAUCUCGGAACUGCGAAAGAUACACCAGAGAUAAGAUCCAAAUUACAUUCAUUAACAGAAAAAACACAAAGACUGGUAAAAGACACAACUGGAAAUCUCAAGACGCUUACACAUUUUGAAGGUACUGGUGGUCAAAACCGUCAACGCAAGCUUGAACAACAAAAACUUUCGAAAGAUUUUCAAAAGACAUUAACAGAAUUUCAGAAAGUACAAAGGCUUUCAGCAGAAAGACAACGGGAAUAUGUUGAUAAAGCAAAAGCGCAAAAUGUCCGAAAUGAUGUAUAUGAUGACGAUGACGCAGUUAUUCAUGAGGCGCAACCCCUUAUAAAUGACAAUCAACGACGACUUCAAUUUCAAGUCUUAGAUAAUGAGGUCGAAUACAACGAAUCAUUAAUUGCAGAACGUGAGGGUGAAAUAAGAGAGAUCGAACAGGGACUUAAUGAAUUGAACGAAAUUUUCAGAGAUUUAGGAACACUAGUGACAGAACAACAAACUAUGUUAG